GUUCUUUUUUAGAAGUGUAGUUUAGUUACCCAGUAAUCGGUUUGAAUUGUCAACAUAGAUAUACAGGAUACUGAAAAAAUGACCCUAAGUCACAAUAUUGUCAAAAUGUUGGAAUAUUGUACAGGCGGAACUCUUCAAGAUUCAAAUAUAUACCCACCAUGGAUUUGCUUUAUGUGCAUUAAGCAGUUAGAGAUUUGCUUUCGUUUUCUAAAACGAUAUGAUCUAGCCCAAAAGGAGUUCGAAGCCAGUCACAAUCAAUUUCAGGAAGAAUCUUCCGACUUCCAAUCAGCGUUAUUAGAUGAAGAUGGUAAAGUGGAGAAAAGAAUUUGCCAUGCCAAUCUCAGCACCAAUGCAGAAUUUAGUGAAACGAGUAUAAGUUCCAAACAAAAUACCUUGGAGCCAUCAGCAGUUCAAGCACCAAUAAGUGAAUAUUCAUCUAGCGAAGGAACAACUUUCGGGUAUAGAGAUUCAUCACAGGAGCCAGGUGUAAGUCUAGAAGGCGCUCGGAAUUCCUAUGGAGAUGUGGUAUGCUCUAUUUGUAAUAAGACCUUUCUUACCGGCAAAGGUUUAAAUUUACACCUUAAAUUAUAUCACAAACAAAAAAACAUUAGUUUGGGACAAUAAAUCAAUAAGAUAAAUCUGUUUUAUGUUG
Messenger RNA from Stomoxys calcitrans (stable fly), 652 nucleotides. RefSeq lists its product as uncharacterized. NCBI's taxonomy places the organism in Eukaryota, Metazoa, Arthropoda, Insecta, Diptera, Muscidae. The record is from RefSeq and is a predicted model, not a curated record. The transcript is spliced from 2 exons. Bases 79 to 624 code for a protein of 181 amino acids.